This is a messenger RNA of Asparagus officinalis (garden asparagus), 1747 nucleotides long. Its product is annotated as acetyl-CoA acetyltransferase, cytosolic 1-like. Bases 155 to 1372 code for a protein of 405 amino acids. Gene Ontology annotation, molecular function: acetyl-CoA C-acetyltransferase activity. The record is from RefSeq and is a predicted model, not a curated record. The transcript has 15 exons. Gene Ontology annotation, biological process: fatty acid beta-oxidation. Lineage: Eukaryota; Viridiplantae; Streptophyta; Magnoliopsida; Asparagales; Asparagaceae.
UAAAUAGCCGCCACUUGAUGUUCAUCACUCCUCUCGUUACACAGAAAACGGAACCGAGAGAAACAGAGAGAGAGAGAGAGAGAGAGAGAGAGCGCGGAGAAAAUCCCUUUUACUUUUGUUACGGAACCCUAGAUCUCAAGACCCGGAUCAGAUAAUGGCACCAACCAGGACUUCAGACAAUUUAGAGGCCAGAGAUGUAUGUGUUGUUGGUGUUGCAAGGACACCUAUGGGGGGCUUUCUUGGUGCUUUAUCAUCUCUCUCCGCCACCAAACUUGGAUCUAUAGCUAUUCGAACUGCUUUAGAGAGGGCAAAUGUUGAUCCUUCACUUGUACAAGAGGUAUAUUUUGGCAAUGUCUUGAGUGCUAAUUUGGGUCAAGCUCCUGCUAGACAGGCUGCAUUGGGUGCUGGAAUACCGGAUACAGUGGUCUGUACCACCAUAAAUAAAGUUUGUGCAUCAGGGUUGAAGGCUACAAUGCUUGCGGCUCAAAGCAUCCAGUUGGGAAUCAAUGACAUUGUUGUGGCUGGUGGAAUGGAAAGCAUGUCAAAUGCCCCAAAAUAUAUUGGAGAAGCUAGAAAAGGAUCCCGUUUUGGACAUGAUAGUCUUGUUGAUGGGCUGCUUAAAGAUGGUCUUUGGGAUGUAUAUAGUGAUUGUGCAAUGGGAAUGUGUGCUGAACUCUGUGCUGAUAACCAUUCAAUCACGAGAGAAGAUCAGGAUUCCUAUGCCAUUCGGAGCAAUGAAUGUGGAAUUGCUGCUAGAGAUGGUGGUGCCUUCACAUGGGAAAUAGCUCCGGUUGAAGUUUCCGGGGGUAGAGGAAAGCCAUCAAUUAUUGUUGACAAGGAUGAAAGCUUAGCAAAAUUUGAUCCAUUAAAACUGAAGAAACUACGCCCAAGUUUUAAGGAGAAUGGUGGUACCGUUACUGCAGGAAAUGCAUCAAGUUUAAGUGAUGGUGCUGCAGCAUUGGUAUUGAUGAGUGGGCAAAAGGCUCAAGAACUGGGGUUGCAAGUGAUUGCAAAGAUCACAGGAUAUGCUGAUGCUGCUCAGGCUCCAGAGCUCUUUACAACAGCACCAGCACUUGCAAUACCAAAGGCUAUUUCGAAUGCUGGCUUGGAGUCUUCUCAAGUUGAUUUUUAUGAAAUUAAUGAAGCUUUUGCUGUUGUUGCCCUGGCAAAUCAGAAACUUCUUGGGCUUCCAACCGAAAAGGUUAAUGUGCAUGGUGGAGCUGUAGCUCUAGGGCAUCCUUUAGGCUGCAGUGGUGCUCGUAUUCUGGUCACUUUGUUGGGGGUUCUUAGGCAGAGAAAUGGAAGACACGGCGUUGCAGGUGUCUGCAAUGGUGGUGGUGGAGCUUCUGCUCUUGUUCUAGAGCUGCUUUAAGCCUGUCGGAUUUGGUAAAUUCUGGACUCGCAAUGGUGAAGCUAUGAGAUAUUUGCAAUCGUUGAACUUCAUCAGUUUUUUCGAAAAGCGUGAAUUCUAACUGAGACUGAAGCACGGUCGCAGUUCGAAGCUCAAAGUCAGGAUUAACAGAAUAGUAGUCUAUGUUAAAUGGGUUGAAUCACUUCUCAAGAAUUGUUACGCAAGCGAAUUGCAAACUUCGGAUCUGGUUUUAUUGGUGUACUGCACUAUUUAUGUAUUGAUGUAAUGAUGGGUAUGUCUAAUAAGUCUUAGAUUAUAAACUAGUUUAUCCUUUGGAAAUCUGCGAACGUUUUUUUGCCCACAAUGGUUAAAAUUAUUGGAUCAUGGGUUAACUGA